Messenger RNA from Corythoichthys intestinalis (scribbled pipefish), 3673 nucleotides. It is a transcript of the gene pmt, whose product is annotated as phosphoethanolamine methyltransferase. The coding region runs from base 175 to 1626 and encodes 483 amino acids. Lineage: Eukaryota; Metazoa; Chordata; Actinopteri; Syngnathiformes; Syngnathidae. The transcript is spliced from 12 exons. The record is from RefSeq and is a predicted model, not a curated record. Gene Ontology annotation, molecular function: S-adenosylmethionine-dependent methyltransferase activity.
UUAACACAUGCACCACGAUGAUGCAAUGUUGCGCAAUGGGCACAUGCCACAGUGCAAUUCCAACGUGUCAGCAGAAAAAAAGAAAAGAAGUGAGCACUCGCCAGGUCGUUGUCGUGACUGAAUGACUGCAGGGGGCAGCGGGACUUCUUAUCGUCUUCAUCCGUCCGUAGCAACAUGACAGAGUUUUGGAAGGAACACUCCAGGGAGGCCACUGUGCAGGAGAUGAUGCUGGACUCUCAUGCCGUUGAGCUGACUCAGCAGGAAUUGCCUGAGAUCCUGUCUAUGCUGCCAAGCCUGACUGGAUGUCGGGUGCUUGAACUAGGGGCCGGCAUUGGUCGAUACACCAGUCAUCUGCUGAAACAGGCGAACCACGUGACCGCCGUGGAUUUCAUGGAGAGCUUUGUGGAGAAAAACAAGCAGGACAACGGGCACCACAAAAACGUUACCUUCGUCCAAGCAGAUGUCACCAAGCUAGAAUUCCCCCCGAACAGCAUUGACUUCAUCUUCUCCAACUGGCUGCUGAUGUAUCUCAGUGACAAGGAGCUGAAGUUGUUGUUAACGGAAAUGUUAAGGUGGUUGCGGCCUGGUGGUUCGCUCUUCUUCAGAGAAUCAUGCAACUACCGCUCAGGUGACUGUAAAAGGGAGUUCAAUCCCACAUGUUACCGCACUGAAGCGCAGUACAACCACCUGAUCACAUCAGUCCAAAUGGAGGAUGAAAAUGAACGGUUUGGUUUCGACAUUGUACUCAGAAAGAGGGUCAGAACAUACAUUGAGGUGAAGAAAAACCCAAAUCAGAUAUGCUGGUUGUUAGAAAAGGUUGCACGUUCUUCAGACACAAAGGAGACAUUCAGCAACUUUCAGAUGUUCCUGGACAACAAGCAAUACACGAGGCGUGGGAUUCUGCGGUAUGAGAAAAUGUUCGGGUCAGGUUAUGUCAGCACAGGCGGGCCCAACACCACCAAGGAAUUUGUUGAUCUCCUCAACUUGCAACCUGGCCAGAAGGUUCUGGAUGUUGGCUGUGGUAUCGGUGGAGGAGAUUUUUACAUGGCAAAGACAUUCGGAGUGGAGGUGCUUGGCAUGGACCUUUCAGAGAAUAUGGUGGACAUCGCCAUGGAGAGGGCACUCUCCGAGAAGUUGCCAUCUGUGGAAUUUGAAGUUGCUGAUGCCACUAAGAGAACGUUUCCAGAGGGUUCUUUUGAUGUUAUCUACAGUAGAGAUACAAUCCUUCACAUUGCAGACAAGCUCGCUCUCUUCAAAUGUUUCCACUCAUGGUUAAAGCCUGGAGGACAACUGCUUAUCAGUGACUACUGUUGUGGGGAAAAGCCAUGGACCCCCCAGUUUGAGGCUUAUGUCAAGCAGCGAGGCUACAUACUAUACACGCCAUCCCAGUAUGGAAAGUUCAUUCAAGACGCUGGUUUCUGUAAUGUUGAAGCAAAUGACCGGACAGCCCAGUUCAUUCAGGUCAUUAAAGAAGAGCUGCAGAGAGCAGAUGAAAUCAAGAGUGAAUUUAUCGAGGAAUUCUCUGAAGAGGACUACAGUGCAAUUGUGAACGGCUGGAGGGAAAAACUGGAGCGUUCUAAGAGUGGAGACCAACGGUGGGGCCUCUUUCAUGCAAGAAGGAACUGAGUGACUACUCAAUUGAAUAAUUACUGAAUAAACAAGUGGGUAGGACUUGAGAAAAAAACUUUUUGCGUCCAAUUUUCUAAUGACACCAGAUGCAUGAUAGCAUUAUAAAGUGUUGUCAUUGUUGUAUUUGGGAAACUGAUUGAUUCCUAUUCUAAAUACAUUAAUAUCGGUAGUUUAUGAUAUUGAAAUUUAUUACAUUCCCCACUAGGUACAGCAACUCUGUUUGUAGUCAUUUGUUAAGGAAUGUCAGUACAGAAUGUCAUGAAAGGACAGACAUCCAAUACGACAAUAAAUGGAUGUGUGUGUGUUGUCUGUGCGUGUAACUGUAAUUGUGUCUCUCCAUCAUUUCACCUGAGUUUGAGCAGUGGUGGUAAAGUAUUAGAAAAAUGGGCUUCCGAUUGCAUAGCGCUUUUCCACACUCAGGGCACUCAGAGCACUUAAUCCUCUUCUCAUUCACCUACUAAUGACGGAAUCCAGAGCAAGUUGGGGUUAAGUAUUUUUACCUAAGAUCAAGGCAAUGUCAGAGGGAAUAAGGAUCGAAUUUACAAACUUCAAGUUAGGAGAAAACACUUCUACCCCCUUAGGCACAUCGCUCAGGAAUACUCGUUUCUGGCUGUAUCAUUGCAGAUAGGUAAACAACACUUCCAAAUGCUGCUAAAUCUUCUUUUUUCCUUAGAAAGAUUUGUCUGAUAUCUUUAACAAUCAUAAUAAUACAUUUUAUUUAUAAAGCACCUUUUCAUAAUAAAAUUUCAAAGUGCUAAUUCCUUGGGCUUUCAGCUUUUUUUGGACAACAAUUUUUACAAUUAAAUCCAGAGGUGGGUAGAGUAGCAAAGAGUUUUAUUCAAGUUAGAAUUUUAAUUGCUGUUAAGUUACGCGGGUAGGCAGGUGGUGUGGACACAAUUGCAGGAAAAGAAAGGCGAGGCAGAAAAGGCGGUGCAAUAAUGUUUCUAAUUAAUGCCAACAAAAACAACGUACAAACAAAACGACCAGGGAAUCCAAAAACUUUUGACAAACAAAAGUCAGGCUAACGAAUCAACUUACUUUCGAAGAAGGACGAGGAACUGGCAAAAACGCUGACAUGAAUGUGGUCAUGCACAAUGUCGCAGACUCGCAUCAAGACUCAACAAAAACGGGGAGCUUAAAUAGACACAGACACGGAGUAAAGAGUCAACGAGGAACAGUUGGGUGACACAGGAGGGCGCAGGUUGGAGGAUACACUAAGAGAGGGCGCCCUUCAAAUCUCAGAUACCUGGAGCUAAAAUUUCAGCAGAGCAUUGUAAGAAACUCAUUGAUGGAUAACGGAAGCGGUUGUUCGCAGUUAUUUAGUCUAAGGGUUGUGCUACCAAGUAUUAGGCUGAGGGUGCCAGUACUUUUGUCCGGCCCAUUUUUGGAGUGUAAAAUGAUAAUGAUUUAAUUUUUUUUUUUCAUUCUUUUUUGUUUUUGUUUUACAUUGCAAGCAAAAUAAAUGAACCUAUUAUUACCAAAGCAUUUGUAAUUGCAAUCGUUUUCUGGUAGAAAUUGAGCAUUAUCUGACAGAGUUGCAGGGGUGCCAAUACUUUUGGCCAGCAGUGUACAUUUGUAAAGAACAUAUACUGUAUGUGAGAUUCGGGCAUGGGCAAUACACUCAGUUUAUCUGUAGUACAGCUGUCAUAAUUGAAUGUUUUUCUAUCCUGUUUGUCAAUCAUUUUAUAAAAUAAUCAGAAAAAGAAUGGGUUUAUUUUCCCACAGUUUAUGUUCAUUUAUUAGACAUUUGUGUGGUCUUUUUUAAUGAUUAAAAUAUUGUUCCAUGGGCUGCAAAUUUGAGACUACUGUCCUACAUGAAUGUAAUAAUAAAAAAAAAGAAACCUUAUUCAUGCAUGAUUGGGUAAACAUUUUAGAUUAAUAAAUUAAGUUGACUAAUUUUUCCAUAAUGUGAUUAUGAUUCAGUUAUUGGUACAUAUGUUUGCAAAUUAUUAGUCUGCUUUCACCAAGGACUCUAGAAAUGAGAGAAAUACCUGUAUUCGAUUUUUGUCAGGCUGAAAUAAGAAUAUUUGCUUCAUUUCAAGUU